Messenger RNA from Mugil cephalus (flathead mullet), 1472 nucleotides. It is a transcript of the gene c23h8orf74, whose product is annotated as chromosome 23 C8orf74 homolog. Bases 482 to 1330 code for a protein of 282 amino acids. The transcript has 7 exons. The record is from RefSeq and is a predicted model, not a curated record. NCBI's taxonomy places the organism in Eukaryota, Metazoa, Chordata, Actinopteri, Mugiliformes, Mugilidae.
GGGUGGUAAUUAUCCAUGGGUUCAUCAAUUCAGAUGACCCCUUUUACGCUGAACAAUAUUAUUGAUGUGAAAGUACAUUUGCCACUGAAAGUUUAAUGUUUAUCGGCAGCAAAAUGAAAGAUUAUUACACAUGGUUGUUAUUACCAAAGUACUACACAAACAAUUCAAAAGAAGCGAGGUCUAAAUAAAAAUCUAUCAACAGUACGUCCUUGAAGCGCAACAUCUCAUGUUACUGAGCAAAUUGUUGCGCAUUUCCGACUUAUGUAACUCCCUGUUUCCUCUGUAUCUGCUCCACAGGUUUGAUGAGAGACAGGGGGAGAGUAGGUGGUCCUCCUCAGAGGAUUCUGGAUGUCUGCGGUUGAGUAAUCAAAACAUCCCACCAGCUACUUGACGUCCUACGCAGGGUGACGUCAUCGCGCACGUCUCACCUACGCGCCCCGCGUCCGUUUCCAAUGGCAACCACUACUGUCGCCUGCCGAGGAUGGAUUCCCUCACAGAGAGUGAAAUAGCGCAGAUAACAAGACUCCAGAGAGAUGCAGGCGUGCAGAGGCUCAGCUGUCACUUCUCCUGGCCCGAGUUCUCUGACGAGCGGCGGAGCUUCCACCAGGAGUUUGUGUACGACUUCGCCGCGUUCGCAGCGGACCGCGGCUUCUCCUGGCCCGACGUGAUCCAGGCCGCGGCGAUCGCCAAAGACGUCUUCCCACAGCUGCACGAUCUCGACGUACCAAACCUACUAUUCCUGCUCAGAGAUGUGCUGUGCGAGCGUUUGCAGAAUCUCACUCCCGUCCACCAACACGACUUCGCCCGGCACUUUGUAGAAAACUGCCUCGCGCGCCGGAGGCUUUUCCAGGCGGUGGUAGGUGGAGCCGCUGACACGUCCAUCGUUCAGCUACAGUUGGAGGUGCAGGUGCCGCCCGUACCCUGUCCUCUAGAGCAGGGCAUGGACCUGCAUGAAUGGGAGGCUCUGCAGGAUCGAGCUCGAGUCACGUCCACCUUGCAGCAGAAGGAGCAAGAGCUGAGGCGUCUCCGAGAACGCACACAGGUCACUCUGGGAGACGUGAACAUCCCGGAGGAGUGUCGAGACAAACAGAGAAUUGUGGAGUUGGUUCAGGCGGCAGUGAGGGCUGCAGAAGGCCAUUUACAGGAGAGUCUACAGGACGAGGCGACGCUCAUGAGUGACGUCCUGUUUCUCAAAGUGCAGCUAGCGGCUUUGACCACUGGGGGGCAGCACAGCACCGCUUCCUCCACUACUGGUGAUGACAGCCAACCAUCAGAGAAAGUUACAAGCGGCAAAGCUAAGACAGGAGUAAAGGAGUCUGGGCGUCAUUGAAUAAAAUUUAUUGGAGGUUGCACUCAAAAUGAUCGCUCUUCACAGCUGCAUGGGAGAUCUGGAUGGCGUAAUCUGCAGCGACAGUAACAACAUCUGCUCCUCCUCCAGGCCGGGAGUCAGCGGAGAUGACGCCCGGGUACCU